Messenger RNA from Eimeria maxima, 2703 nucleotides. RefSeq lists its product as hypothetical. The record is from RefSeq and is a predicted model, not a curated record. Lineage: Eukaryota; Apicomplexa; Conoidasida; Eucoccidiorida; Eimeriidae. The transcript is spliced from 7 exons. The coding region runs from base 1 to 2703 and encodes 900 amino acids.
AUGGCACUGCCGCUGCAGCCUGCUUGGAGGGAAACAGCUAAGCGCAGACUGCCUUCUAUACAUGGAGAAUCCCCUGCUGAAGAUGUGGGGGGCCCCUGCUGCUCCCCGCCUAAGAUAAAGGCGCGCCGUUUGGAGGGCCUCUCUGGGGACUUUCUUUGGCCUUCUAUGUCAGCAGCAACAGCAGAAGCACCAGCAGCAAACACUGGCAGCAGCCUUCUUCGCACAAGGAGCCCUUUGUCAUCUCCGCUGAAGCGGCGGCUGCAGACUUCUGUGGAUGAUGAGAACAGGGCUUCUCCCGCGGACGCUCCUCGUGCUCCUGCAGCUGGAGUAUCAGCAGCGGAAGCAACGGGAGCUGACCUGGCCUCGAACAGCAAAAUGCUGCAAUCCCCUGUGCGUCUGCACUUCCCUAUUACAAGCGGCGGGACAGCACAUACAACACCGGAGUUGCCGCUUUUCCCUUCUGGUGCCUCCGGGUGCGUAGCUGUUGCUACUGGUUCAGGAGGACCGCCUCUUCCGACAGUGGCUUCUCAGGCUCAGUGCUCCUUGCAUGACGAAACACCGCAUUUCCAAAGGUCGUCUCAAGCAAGGGGCGGAGCUGCGGCUUCUUUAGCUCUCGAUGCUCGGUCUUUGCUUACCACUGCAGCUGCAGCUGCAGCUGCGGCAGCGGCUGCUCCUGGCAGCCCCGAGGGAGGUGAUGGUGCAGCAAAUAGACGCCUGCAUCAGCGGCCUUCUUUUCUUAACGAUCCUGCCUCUCCAUUCAGUACCAGCCGACGCCGCAGGGCUCCUCCAUCUGCUGCUGCUACUGCUGCAAACGACGCAGUUGCCAUAGCAGCGGGCACCCCCUCGCCAACGCGGCGAGCUCCUGCUGCUGCUGUUGGGGGGGACUUUGCAAGGGCCCCUGAUGUAUUCAUUGACCAAAAGGUCUCUCCUGUCAGCAGCAGAAGGCGCGCCUCCCCCUAUCAUAAAGGCAGCAGCAGUAGCAGAGGGGCAGUGGAAUUUGAAGAGGAAGCACUGUCCCCCUUUCGCCUUACCCCCCCGAGGAAGAAGCCUCAGUUUUCCUUUGAUACAGGACACAGUGAUGCCCACAAACGGACGGUGCAGGAGCAGCAAGAGAACCAGCAAGAGCAACAGCACCAAACUGCGGCAUGCUGCGAGCUUUGCCUAACACCACAAGAGAUCGCUUCGAUGCAGCAGGUGUUUUCGGAGCAGCAGCAGCGCAGCGAGACAUUUUGCUGCAGCUCUCUAGACACAUGCGCUGCAGAGGAAGCCCCCAUUUCUGCUGUCAGGCUGAACAGGCAGCUCGAACGCCUCUGCCGUCUGUACGGGCUGCUACGGAUCCUCUUUGACCGCCUUCACGACCGCGGAGAGCCUCUGUUGCUGUUUUCGAGUAUUCUACCGGCUUACACGAAGCUAGCCCUUACCCAUCAUCCCCGCAGCGCCUCAGAGCCCACAAAUUACACCGAAAGCAGCAGCAACAGCAGCAUCCACAACAGCGGCGAAGCAACCUGCAUCAGUGGCAGCAGCAAAAUAAGAAAUGAUUUGAUUAAAGAUGUUGGGAGGCUGGUUUGGCUGCUCCCUCAGCUGCUCCAAUGGAAAGCGCGGAGACUGUGCCGCACUGCGCAAAGCGGAGCAGCAACAGCAACAGCAGCGACCUUGAGCCCGCUGCGGCGUCAGCAGCAGCAGCAGCAGUAUGACAUACAGAUCUUGGAGCUGAAGGACGGGGUUCCAUUGGCCUCACGCGCGAACGAUGGGGAGCAGCGGCAGCAGCAGCUUCGGCGGCGUCUCAUUUCAUAUACGCUGCAGUGGCAGAAUUUCUGCCUGCAGCUGCAGCAACAGCAGCAUCAACAGAAGCAACAAGUACCGCUUCUGCGACGCAGCAGGCAGCUUAUGAUGCAGCACGGUAGCUGGGUGACUGGUUUUAAGGUGGAAACCGUACCAUCUCCUCCCGCCGCUGCGCCUCCCGAGCUGCAACUGCAGCAGCACGGGCUGCAACCGCAGCAACCACCAGCAGCUUUCAAGGGCGACUCACUAAUUGGCCACAUAGGUGGAAGUCCUAUUCGUCAGCACAUGCACAUCGGAGCCCACUACGUCUCCAGCAACCAUUCCCUUGGAGCCAUCGACGUCUCCUACACUAUUAUCGUCUCCUCUGUGCCGCUCCCGGCAGCCUAUGAGGCGGUUUUCUCUCAUGUCUUCACUUGUUGGGAGCCGCAGCCCGAGUCCUCCGGUGGAAAGGCGCUCGACCUCGAACAGCACCAGCCCCACCAGGUAACGGAGGAACGGAUGGCCGCUCGUCUGCAGAGAGAAGCAGCGCAGCGAAUUCGGAGGGAACUUUAUGAGAGAGUAGAGCAAACAAAAGAGGCGCAAACCGUGCUACAGUGUCUACUCGACGCAUGUGUCUACCAUGACCGCCGCUCUCGGAUCGACGUGCGGGUGUUAACUGACCUGUUUGUUUCUAAGCUGCGGACGCCAUUGCCUGUGGCCGCCGUGGAGAGAGCUGUUCUGUACCUGGAAGGCCUUUGUCCCACCUCGGGAAGAGAUAAGUCUCGUGCCGCCCCAGUGCCUCAGAUGCUCACAUGCGCUUCGUGCGGCCUUUUGUUUUUCAGCCAUUCGGCACUGAGGAAGCUUGUCGAGUCCAAGGUAAAGGAUUCAGAGGAAGCAGCGCUUGCCGCUGAUCGACAGGAGUCAUCGGCACUGGUAGACUAG